Chinchilla lanigera (long-tailed chinchilla) is the source of this 2131-nucleotide messenger RNA. It is a transcript of the gene Slc22a20, whose product is annotated as solute carrier family 22, member 20. NCBI's taxonomy places the organism in Eukaryota, Metazoa, Chordata, Mammalia, Rodentia, Chinchillidae. Gene Ontology annotation, cellular component: membrane. Gene Ontology annotation, biological process: transmembrane transport. The record is from RefSeq and is a predicted model, not a curated record. Gene Ontology annotation, molecular function: transmembrane transporter activity. The transcript has 10 exons. Bases 55 to 1716 code for a protein of 553 amino acids.
CCCACGCCCUUAAAUAAGGCCCUGCCAGCUGGGCCUCAGCUCAGGACUGUGGCCAUGGCCUUCACAGACCUGCUGGAUGCCCUGGGUGGUGUGGGCCGCUUCCAGCUCAUCUACACCGCCCUGCUGCUGCUGCCCUGUGGCCUGCUGGCCUGCCACACCUUCCUGCAGAACUUCACGGCCGCCAUGCCCCCACACCACUGCCACCGCCCCACCAACCACACUGCCACCAACGACUCGGUGGCCUGGCUGCGGGCUACUGUCCCCCUCGACCAGCACGGAGUCCCUGAGCCAUGCCAGCGCUUCACAGAGCCUCAGUGGGCCCUUCUGAGCCCCAACACAUCUGUCCGUGGGGUGGCCAUGGAGCCCUGCAGGGAAGGCUGGGUCUAUGACCGGAGCAUUUUCCCCUCCACCAUCGUGAUGGAGUGGGACCUGGUGUGUGAGGCCCGCACCCUCCGCGACCUGGCUCAGUCCAUCUACAUGGCUGGGGUGCUGCUGGGGGCCGCCGUGUUCGGCAGCCUGGCAGACAGGCUGGGCCGCAAGGCCCCCCUGGUCUGGUCGUACCUGCAGCUGGCAGUUUCGGGGGCCGCCGCGGCAUAUUUCAACUCCUUCAGCGCCUACUGUGUCUUCCGGUUCCUGAUGGGCAUGACCUUCUCAGGCAUCAUCCUCAACUCCCUCUCUCUGGUCGUGGAGUGGAUGCCCACCCGGGGCCGGACCAUCGCGGGCAUCUUGCUGGGCUUCUCCUUCACCAUGGGGCAGCUGGUCCUGGCUGGUGUUGCAUACCUGAUCCGCCCCUGGCGGUGGCUGCAGCUUGCUGUCUCUGCUCCUUUCCUGAUGUUUUUCCUCUAUUCUUGGUGGCUGCCGGAGUCGUCCCGAUGGCUCCUUCUCCACGGCAAAUCCCAGCAAGCUGUGCGGAACCUGCGGCUGGUGGCCGUGAUGAACGGGAGAAAGGAGGAAGGGGAAAGGCUGACCAUGGAGGUGGUGCGCUCCUACAUCCAGAGCGAGUUUGCGAGUGUCCGCACCUCCAACUCCAUCUUGGACCUCUUCCGAAGCCCAGCCGUCCGCAAGGUCACCUGCUGUCUCAUGGUGGUCUGGUUCUCCAACUCCGUGGCCUACUACGGCCUGGCCAUGGACCUGCAGAAGUUUGGGCUCAGCGUCUACUUGGUACAGGCUCUGUUCGGGGUCAUCGACAUCCCAGCCAUGCUGGCGGCCACCGCCACCAUGAUUUAUGUGGGCCGUCGGGCCACAGUGGCCUCCUUCCUCAUCCUGGCCGGGCUCAUGGUCAUUGCCAACAUGUUUGUGCCUGAAGACCUGCAGGCCCUGCGCACGGCCCAGGCGGCACUGGGAAAGGGCUGCCUGGCCAGCUCCUUCAUCUGCGUGUACCUGUUCACGGGCGAGCUGUACCCCACAGAGAUCAGGCAGAUGGGCAUGGGCUUUGCCUCCGUCCACGCCCGCCUCGGAGGCCUGGCGGCGCCCCUGGUCACCACACUCGGGGAGCUCAGCCCCGUCCUGCCGUCAGUGGGCUUCGGCGCCACCUCAGUCCUGGCCGGGCUGGCUGUCCUCUGCUUCCUGACAGAGACACGCAACCUGCCCCUGGUGGAAACCAUCGCGGCCUUGGAGAGGAGAGUCAAAGAAGAUCUUUCCAAGGACGCAAGCCGGAAGAGUGAGGAAAUUUCUCUUCAGCAGCUGGGGGCUUCUCCCCUCAAAGAAACCAUCUAAGCUGCCCAGAGCCUAGUGCCAGCCGGGUCCUCCGUGGUCCAGAGUGCGGCCGCGGCUUCUCCCGGGGUCUGGAGUGGGUGGAGGGACAGCCGGGACUUGGCCCACAGCCCGGACCAGCACAGGACUCCUCGUCUAGGCGGGAGCGCCGCCCCAGGCCCGGGCUGGGCAGAAGGAAGCCCCGCUGUCUGCAUUCACAAAGGAGGUGGCACCUUCGAGGCCAAGCAGCGAAAGUCCUGCUUUCCUCCCCUCCAACUCUGCUCCGGAACCCCCAUUUCCUUUGCUUCUGCAGGACAGCGCUGUGUCUUUUCGGUGCAGGGUGACACCUCUGCCACAGGCUGUCCUUGGAACAGUCCCCCUUGACUUGAGGAACUUCAGGACUCAUUCUGUUCUACCCAUUUGGAAAAAAUAAAAACUG